AUGGCUAGUAUAAAACAGACAGAUAUACUGAAAGCCGAGGCGACUGACGCGUUAAAAGGUCAAGGAGUGACUAGUGUUGUAGGCUUGCCCGAUUCAAAAAUGGAACCGUGUCAUAAAAUAAAUAAUGGUGGUAAUGUGAUGCCAGAUGAGAAUGACAGAAACUCUGUCGUCAGCUCAAAUAAGUCUGCAGACCCUGCUCGAAAGAAGAUGUUCAAAAUUACCAGCGUUAAGAAAGGCGGUAAUGGUGACAUAGGAGUGGACAAUGAUGCGGACAGUAUUGACGGAUUAGAUGAAAGUCAGACGGAAGAUUUCAGCUCAGAGAUCUAUGAUUGUUCAAAGGCUACUGACUUGGACAUGGAUAUUCAGGAUUAUAUUAAUAUGCCUCUCACGCCUGAUGAGGUGACCAGUACUACUACAAUUAUGGUGAAACAGAAACCUGAUCACAAUUCACAGUCUCGUUUCAAAGUUGUAAAAAUAGAAACCAAAGAACCAUUCAGACGAGGGAAAUGGGUUUGUUAUGAUUUCUAUGACACUGCUCCAGGGACUGUGGUAACGUUAGAGAAAAAUGGCUCAAGUAUAGCAGAAGACAGUAUUAUACAUUCAGCCCUGUCAGACCACCAUAGUUUUGCAGGAUCUGUGCACUAUGUACAUGAUGUUAAUGAUUCUUCCAGUAAUAUAUUUAUCCCGCCAGUUGUUCCUCUGAGUCCUGCCAGAGAUGAUGGUCACCCUAUCCACUCAGAUGUCUUUGUCCCAAUCCAGCCUGCCCCUGCUAGUCAAGUAUUAAACCAACUAGAUGGAUUGACAUCAGAUGUCAUGGCACCAUUUAUUGCUCAGCAGGUUAUGAUGUCUGUGGCCGGUGUGCCGUCAUCUAGCAGUUCCUUCCACAACCUGGCACAACCAGGACACACAACAAUCAUUCAGAGUCUGCCUCAUACAAAUGUGUUUCCUUUUGGCCAGACCGUGCCCCCAGUUGGCAUGUUUCAGAAUGGUAUCCCCUCAGGACAGGUCUCUGAAGCUUUGAAUAUACCAACAGAAAAUAUACUUGCUAUUGUCGGCACCGGAACUCCAGCCAUGUUGGCCACUGCUGCACCUGUAGCAGGUAAUAGUAAUUUAGCUCACAGUCAGGCUUUUCCAGUCGUGAGUGGUUUGCCGGUCCCACAUUCUCUGAGCCAGACACAGCUUGGAGGUGAUUCAGUUGUCCCUGUGGGAAUUCCGACAACAGCCGAGGCAGGUCUGAGCCCUGCAGCAGGCGUAGUUCAUGUUGCUCACAACAGAACCGAAGCAGCUGCUGUUGGUCUUGAUGUUGAUCAGACAGGUCCAAAUAUGAGUGAGAGCACAGAAAGUAUAAAAACAUUGCAAGGGGAUGUAGACGCUCAUCCUACAGAAAGUUUGAAGGAAGCUGUGGAUACUGUGGGAGAAAUGUGCAUAGGACUAGAAGGAAAUGAGGAUGAUGCAGAUGAAAGUGGAGGAAGCUCAGUGGCGAUUGAUAACAAGAUUGAGCAGGCAAUGGACUUGGUAAAGCGACACUUGAUGUAUGCAGUUCGAGAAGAAGUAGAAAUCCUCAAACAACAGAUCGGGGAGAUGAUGGAGAGGAUCGGACAGCUGGAGUACGAAAAUACAAUUCUGAGAUCGGAGGCCAAACCAGAAACCCUCAACAAGUUACAGCAACCAAGAGCAUGCCAGAACUCACAGACAGUAUUACCAGGUCAGAAUUCUUCCAUCAUGAGCGGGCCAAACCCUCAGCAGACAACGCCGCAGCCCCCUUCACAGAGCCAGGCCUCACAGGCGCCAGCACAACCAGUAUCACAACAACAGGCAUCUCAGUCACCUCUCUUUCAGGCUGGCCAGUCACCCUUAUGA
Candidula unifasciata is the source of this 1860-nucleotide messenger RNA. Lineage: Eukaryota; Metazoa; Mollusca; Gastropoda; Stylommatophora; Geomitridae. The record is from the annotation of a GenBank genome assembly.